Messenger RNA from Drosophila subpulchrella, 2128 nucleotides. Its product is annotated as oxysterol-binding protein-related protein 2. Gene Ontology annotation, cellular component: cytosol; intracellular membrane-bounded organelle; membrane. Gene Ontology annotation, molecular function: sterol binding. The record is from RefSeq and is a predicted model, not a curated record. NCBI's taxonomy places the organism in Eukaryota, Metazoa, Arthropoda, Insecta, Diptera, Drosophilidae. The transcript is spliced from 9 exons. Bases 401 to 1768 code for a protein of 455 amino acids.
UAAAGUAAGUGCUAGGUACAACACAGCACGCAAACACCUCAAUUAGUACAAUAGGAAAUACGGUUUAGUCACAAUGUGAAUCGAAAUAAACCAGAUCUCAACACACAUACAACAUCUACAUGUCCAGCGUUCAUUAGCCGUAGAAAAAUCAAUCAGUGACAAGCGUUGGUCACAAGAUUACAAUCCAUCAAAAACGCGACUACGAACAAAAGAACCCAAACUAAACCCUUCUAGGCUUCGGACUGGCCACACGUCGUCUCGCCUCACUCCAUACAUGUCUUUCCAAGUGUAAACUUAUUCGUCUCCGCAGCAAAGGGUCAACUGGCAAUCAAUUAAGCCCACAAUAACACACGAUAGCAAUCAGAUUUUGGGUAUAGCUGCACUUGAUUCCGUUCCAAAAAUGGCAGAGGGCGACUACUCAGAGCAUUUGGAAAGAACUGAGCUUCCGGCUCCGAUGAUUUCCCGCAAGGAGGUCAGUAUCUGGGCCAUUCUGAAAAACUGUAUCGGCAAGGACCUGAGCAAGAUCACCAUGCCGGUCAUGCUGAACGAACCGCUGAGCUUCCUCCAGAGACUCUGCGAGUACAUGGAGUACGCACAACUGCUGACCGAGGCUGCUCACCAGGAAUCUCCAGCAGACCGGAUGAAAUACGUGGCGGCCUUUGCCGUAUCCGCAUUAGCCUCAAACUGGGAGCGCCUGGGAAAACCAUUUAAUCCUCUUCUUGGUGAAACGUACGAGCUGCAGAAAGGAGAUUAUCGAAUUGUCUGCGAGCAGGUAUCUCAUCAUCCUCCAGUAUCUGCAUUCCAUGCAGAAUCCAAGGACUUUAAGUUUCACGGCACAAUUAACCCGAAAAUCAAGUUUUGGGGUAAAAGUGUUGAGGUGAAUCCAAAGGGAACCGUUACCAUUGAAUUUCCAAAAUGGAACGAAAGUUACAGCUGGACUAAUGUCAAUUGUUGCGUCCACAAUAUCAUUGUGGGCAGACUGUGGAUAGAGCAAUAUGGAAAAAUGGAGAUCAUCAAUCAUACCACUGGACAUGUGGCAAGUCUCACCUUCAAGUCCGCCGGAUCUGGAGCCAAGAACUUGCACCGAGUUGAGGGAUUUGUAAAGGAUGCCAGUGAAAAAAACCUUUACUAUCUGUAUGGCAAAUGGACCGAGUUUAUUAAAUGCUGUUCUGCCGAGUCCUACGUUCAGUAUCUGAAGCAGGGAACCCGAAAGAAUGACGAUUAUGAUGGGUCGCCAAAUGGAACCCCUAAGAAAAUGUUCUCAAAGUUAAAUAGUUUUAAGUUGAACUCAUUUCGCAGCCUAUCCAUUCAAGAUAACGAUAGCUAUCCACCUUUAGAGCAGGAGGGUGACAUACCAAAGAGUGACUCUGCAUAUUCAAUUGAUAUUCCCGACUCCACCACUUUGUGGAGUUGUAAGCCCAGACCUUCCAAUUGUGACGAGUAUUACCAGUUUACGCAUUUCGCGCUGCAGCUUAACGCUAUGAAUAAAAAUAUGAAACCACCGCUAACACUAUGCCCUACCGAUUCGCGACUGCGACCUGAUAUAUUAUACUUAGAGGAAGGAAAUUUGGAUGGUGCGGCCAAGGAGAAAACACGUCUCGAAGAGAAACAAAGGCACACACGGAAACAUAGAAAAUCCACCAAUAGCGAUGAUUGGACUCCGAGGUGGUUUAAGUACGCAACUAACCCCUAUACCAAAACCGAUGAUUGGCUAUAUAGCGGAGGCUAUUGGGACCGCAAAUACGAAAACACCGAUACGAUAUUUUAGAUACAUUUUGUAGAAGGCUUACAGUAUAUAUAUUUGUAAAAAGUUUGCGAGUUGUUUAAACUUAGAAAUCGCUAAUAACUGGAUAAUUGUACAGGUUACUAAUGAUUGGCAAACACAACUUUCCAUUUCCCUCCAUUGGGUACAAUCACGUGAAUGUAUUAUGAUCAUGUGAUUGUACGAUCUGGUUGGGCUAUUGACCUCUAGUCAAUCAAGUCGCACAAGCAUCCAUGAAAUAUUUAGUUGAUCGCUUACUUUUAGUAGUCUUUGUGUAUGUGUAUAAAUAGUUGUUAAAUCGUGACGAUUCCAUACGAAGCUAUUAAAAUGUUAUUCAGUUAUUUGUUGCGCUAUAAUGCAUAUAAA